This is a messenger RNA of Seriola aureovittata, 1317 nucleotides long. RefSeq names its product prothymosin alpha. Gene Ontology annotation, biological process: positive regulation of transcription by RNA polymerase II; negative regulation of apoptotic process. The transcript has 5 exons. Gene Ontology annotation, molecular function: histone binding. The record is from RefSeq and is a predicted model, not a curated record. Bases 148 to 492 code for a protein of 114 amino acids. Gene Ontology annotation, cellular component: nucleus. NCBI's taxonomy places the organism in Eukaryota, Metazoa, Chordata, Actinopteri, Carangiformes, Carangidae.
CAACGAGGUCGAGAGAAAAGCGGAGACGGGCAGACAUCAUUUCUCUCUCAGCGUCUUUGGACUAUACACACGAAGGCAAAGAGCCAACAAAUAAAAUCAUUUACUAAACAGGAAUAUAAUUAUCUAAAUUAAUUCACAAAAUUAGCCAUGGCCGACACAGCUGUUGACACGACCACAACUGCAGAGGUUACAACCAAGGAGCUGAAAGAGAAGAAAGAAGUAGAAGUGGAGGAGGAGGAGAAGAAGAAGACCGACAACGGGGACGCACCUGCCAAUGGCACAAAUGGUGCUGAUCACAGUGACAAAGUGGAAGAACCCGCAGAGGAGGAACACAAGAAUGGAGAUGGGAAUGCAGAGGAGGCGCCCCCUGCUGAGGAGACUGAUGCACAGCCGGUGAAGCGUGCUGCUGAGGAGGAUGAGGAAAAGGCGGAGACAAAAAAGCAGAAGACAGAGGAAAAUGGAGAUUCAAAAGAGGCAGAAGUGGAGGCUUAGAUCUCUGCCCUGCAACUUGUUUGCAGCACUGUCUUACCAGCCUGGUCAACAUAAUGUUGUAGAGCUUGUGCUUUCUGUUUCUUUGAGAGAGAUUUCUUUUUGUUUGCUCCCAUGUUAUCACAUUGCACUGGAGUCCUGAAACAUAGUGGCCCUGCAUCCUUUUUUUUAUGAAAUGUUAUUUAUUGGUCUUUAAAAUGAGCUUUUUUCUACUUGUACAAAUUGGGCCACACCAUGAGAUCAGUUCUUUAAUUUUUUGAUUUUAUAUCAGUAUGUUAGAAGCACAAUCUCUAUUAUGGCAGUGCUGACCAGAUGAUUCAUACACACAGGCAGCUGCUCACCUCCUCCAAGGCUCAUGUUGACCUCUCAGAUUCACUUAAAGGACCAAAGAUAAGUUUUAAGCAGGGGCUAAUGGACAGUUGUUAGCAUUAUUAGUUGAGGCAUAAUUUUUUGUGUUGAGCUGCUAGUUAAUCCUUGGCUUGGCUGCCCUGUUAACAUGACAGAUGGUGCAAAUGAAUAAAGGGGCUCUGUCUUGUGCCUCCAUGAUAAGACUGCUUGACCUUGUUCUAUGGAGGCAGGAUUUUGCAAUGUAAAUUAACCCCUCUUAAAUCUUAAAGCUUUGGUCAUUUGUUCUGUAUGCAUUCCACGCAAGUUUGUACCAUUUAUACUUUGUUUUUCUUACGUUUUCAAUGAGUUUUAUGUUAUGGCUGGGUAGCCCAGUUUUGUGUCCAAGACUGCCUUUUUCAGAACCAGAAUGACAUUCGGUUACUUCAGCCACUGCUUUGUAUAUUCUGAUUAACAAAUAAAUUGUCUUUUUACUUAAGUUUA